Messenger RNA from Juglans microcarpa x Juglans regia, 1229 nucleotides. RefSeq names its product ethylene-responsive transcription factor 2-like. Lineage: Eukaryota; Viridiplantae; Streptophyta; Magnoliopsida; Fagales; Juglandaceae. Gene Ontology annotation, biological process: regulation of DNA-templated transcription; ethylene-activated signaling pathway. Bases 235 to 1074 code for a protein of 279 amino acids. The transcript has a single exon. Gene Ontology annotation, molecular function: DNA binding; DNA-binding transcription factor activity. The record is from RefSeq and is a predicted model, not a curated record.
AUCACGUGUUAAAUACAUCUCCAUCCCCAUCCCCAUCCCCAUCCCCAUCCCCAAUCCCACUUGCUUUACUCUGAACCUUCUUAGAAAUUCCGAACAGCACAUAGUGUACACGUCCCAAGUCCAGCAGGUUCAUGAACCUCUUCUCCCUAUAUAUACCUCUCCCCCCAUACUUUCCCAGAGAUUCAAACAAUUGAUUCUUAAACAUCCACAUCCAGUUUCAAAAUUCCACACAAUAUGAACGCACACAAUAUACCUGUUGAUUCCGAUUUUGCCAUUCUUGACUCCAUUACCCGCCAUUUGCUUGGUGAAUCUGCCGCUUACCCCAUGUUCGGUCGGAGCUCCAGUUUCGGUUGCUUGUAUCCUUGCCUUACCGAUACCUGGGGCGAUUUGCCGUUGAAGGAGAAUGAUUCAGACGAUAUGCUGCUCUAUUGCGUGCUCCGCGAUGCUGUCAGUGACGGGUGGGUUCCUUCGCUCGAGUCCGUGCUCGCUCCCGGAUCCACGGACUCGAGCGAUUUCGGUUUUCCAGCUGCCGUACCUGUAAAAUCCGAGCCCGAGAGUUUACCCGCUGUGGUGAAUAGAUUACCGGAAUGUGUGGCUACUGUGCCUACCCCUGCGGUGGUUCCGGCGAAGGGGAAGCACUAUAGGGGUGUAAGGCAAAGACCUUGGGGGAAGUUCGCGGCCGAGAUUAGGGAUCCUGCGAAGAACGGCGCAAGGGUAUGGCUUGGGACGUUCGAGACGGCGGAGGAUGCCGCGCUGGCUUACGAUCGGGCCGCGUACCGGAUGCGAGGGUCCAGAGCCUUGCUCAACUUCCCGCUUAGAGUGAACUCAGGCGAACCCGACCCGGUGAGAGUGACGUCGAAGCGAUCGUCCCCGGAGCCCUCUUCCCCCUCGACGUCGUCUUCGGUAGAGAGCGAGUCGACAAAGCGUCGGAAGAAGACCGACAGCUCGUCGGUUAAGGCGGCAGUUCCGACACAGCCACAAACAGCCGGAUUGAAGAGGAUAGUGGAGGGUUUGCAAGUGGGUGGCCAUCAAGUGGUGCCGUGUACACGUGGCGAUCAAAUACUGGUCAGUUAAUGCUGACAGACAGUGGAGGAAGCACUUUGUGAAUUAUUGAGGGACAUUUGUAAUUAUUAUAUGCGAGAGAUAUCAUAUAAUCUCAAUAGGACGCCUAAUCGUAAUCUUGGGAUCUGUUUGGUGGGGGGAAUAGAAAAUUUUGUAACGAAGGAAAA